Molecule: messenger RNA, 399 nt
Organism: Acaulospora morrowiae
Lineage: Eukaryota; Fungi; Glomeromycota; Glomeromycetes; Diversisporales; Acaulosporaceae
Source: the annotation of a GenBank genome assembly
AUGUCAAGGCGUCGCAUUUGUGAAAAUUUUACUGCAUCCUACCCUCAUCAAAAUUGCGGUGAUGGUAAUGGUCAUCAAGACGGCAAACAUUGCGUAGUAAUUGAGACUUGUACGCUCACAAAAACUGAAUGCGAGAAACCAUGUUGUUCAGCUCCCGGUGCUCCAGGAUGGUCCAACGAGGCUAUUGCGAACGAACAGUAUUUUGAUCACCCUGCGGGUACCCCCCAAGAGUGUUGUAACGCAUGUAUUGCUGAUACGGCAUGCCUUGCGUGGUGGUGGUGGGGGGGUUGUAUACAUGCCAAUAUUACAGCUGCCUGGAAAUGUGGUUUCCCUUUAGAUCAAUCUGGAACCGAUGCUGGAGUUAUUAGGUGCUCUGGUGGUCCUCAUUGUACGACAUAA